CUCGGGCUUUAUUUAUAAACCAUUCGCCUACGAUCCGGUCGACGCCUAACCCGUUGCUUGCGAAGCGUUGAUCGAGCCUGCAGCCCGGCGCCCUUCACUUUGAUUAGGUGGAUUUCGUAUUCCGAAACAGCUCUAGCUCUUACUAAAAAUGUGAACUGGCAGAUCAUGCAUUGGCCAACUGGCAACCUUAACAACAAGCGCUUAAAUUCACCCGGACUUAUCUCUCACUUGGCCACCGCCAUUCAAGAGCUGCUAUCGAGCUACUGCUCUGUGGUGGCUGAACCCCAUUAUCGUCAGACGUGUCCAUACUGCAAACACCCUCAUAGAAAAGACAAUGAAGGUCUCAGCUCUUUAUGUCUAUCCUAUCAAAGGGCUGCGGGGGAUCGAGCUCAAGAAAGCCCAGAUCGGCCCGCAGGGCAUCAGCCAUGAUCGACGGUUCAUGCUAUGGGAGGUGCACUCGUCAACAGGAGAGCUGAAGAAGGUGCAGGUGGAUUCACACCCGCGGGGUGCGUUGUUUGAGCAGCGGAUCGUUUCCGGUCCCCAACAAGGGGAGGCGGCUGUGGUUGUGCAAUACCACGGCGAGCUGCCGAGCGAGCCCGAGGCAAGCGGAGAACUUGAAGACGAGAUUCUCAGAGUCCCUCUGGAGCCGGAUAUCUCUUCCCUGCAAAAGAAGGAGGUCGUCCUGCACGGCAGCCCGGCGUCGGCGUACCGCAUGGGCGACUCGUAUGACAGCUGGUUCAGCCGCCGCUUUGGCGUCUCGGUGAUCCUGGUCUAUCUCGGUGACGGCAGGAGAGCAGUUCUGGGCAAGACGCUACCGCCAAAGCCCGCUGCCGAGCAGCAGCAGAAACAACAACGAGGAUGGAUGGCGUCUCUUGCCUCAUAUAUCGCCGGGUCGGACCCCCAGUCUGGCCAGAACACAGCACCGUGGAUAACAUUUGCCGACGUGGCGCCACUGCUCGUCACCUCUGAGUCAUCCCUCGGGGAUGUACGAGACCGUCUGCUCAACGGCCGCCCCGUGGAAAUGCACAGGUUCCGGCCAAAUGUUGUUGUCGACGGCGACGGCGAGGAAGCCUGGGCAGAAGACUUCUGGGCCGAACUUGCCAUUGUGCCCGGCCAGAGUGUCGUCGGGGAAGAUGGAGAUGGAGACGGGCUGCAAAGAGGAGGCACGCUGCUGCUGACGGGCAACUGCGUGCGAUGCACAAGCCUAAACGUGGACUACGAGACGGGCAAACCAGCGGAAGGCGAGCUGGGCCAGGUUUUGAAAAGGCUCAUGAAGGAUCGGAGGGUGGAUUUGGGUUCGAAGUGGUCUCCUGUCUUUGGGAGGUACGCGUUCCUGGGCAGUGGCCACGCCGAGGGCUUUACUGUGUCUGUUGGCGAUGAGGUCCAGGUCACACGACGCAACACGGAGCGCACCGUUUGGGACUGGCCGGGCUUGUGAAUUCGCGACUAGCUCCUUACACCGUGACGCUCUAAGUGGAUUUCAACUCUGUCACCUAGGACACCCUGCUCUACUGCUGUCUAGGGCAUUCAACACCCAUAGGUAGCAAGGGAAUUGGCGUAGAAUAAUAUCAAAGCGAUACCCGAG
This is a messenger RNA of Chaetomium strumarium, 1585 nucleotides long. RefSeq lists its product as uncharacterized. Bases 335 to 1438 code for a protein of 367 amino acids. NCBI's taxonomy places the organism in Eukaryota, Fungi, Ascomycota, Sordariomycetes, Sordariales, Chaetomiaceae. The record is from RefSeq and is a predicted model, not a curated record. The transcript has 2 exons. Gene Ontology annotation, molecular function: molybdenum ion binding; pyridoxal phosphate binding; catalytic activity.